This is a messenger RNA of Salvia hispanica, 8033 nucleotides long. RefSeq names its product transducin family protein / WD-40 repeat family protein. Gene Ontology annotation, molecular function: protein binding. NCBI's taxonomy places the organism in Eukaryota, Viridiplantae, Streptophyta, Magnoliopsida, Lamiales, Lamiaceae. The record is from RefSeq and is a predicted model, not a curated record. Gene Ontology annotation, biological process: vacuolar acidification. Gene Ontology annotation, cellular component: RAVE complex.
AGCCUCUAAUUUGCACUGUCACUCAAUACAUCUCGCUGCUAAUUCCGAUAAUGGCGGAGGCUACUUCGGCCGCCGUUUCUCCCCCGCCGCCGCCGCUCGAUGUCGGCUCCCGCUUCCCGCUCCACUUAAUCAAAUCCGAGAUAAUUCCUCCCGCUCCCUCACGAUCCCGCUGUGGAUCCGCGGCGGCCGCCGAUUUCCUGCUCGACUUCGCCGGGCACUCAUGGAUCGCCUACGGCGCCGCCUCUCUCGUAGUCAUAUCUCACUUGCCAGACCCUCUAUCGGAAGCAGAAACGAGAAUCGGGCCGAUAUAUCAUCAAGUGAUCGAGCUAUCUCGAGAAGCCGACGCUCACGUUUCCGCCGUGUGCUGGUCCCCUGCGACGCCGUCCAUUGGCGAGCUUGCGGUGGCGUUGGGUGAUCGCAUUUUUUUGUUAUCGUAUGGCGGAGAUGAAAAUCCAACCAGUUCUUUUUGUUGGAGGCAGACUACAAUGCUUGUCUUAUCCAUGAAGGUUGAGGCCAUCCAGUGGACAGUUUCAGGAGAUGGAAUAAUUUCAGGAGGCAUUGAUGUUGUAAUGUGGAGAAAGAAGGAGAAGUCGUGGGAAAUAGCUUGGUCAUUCAAACCAAAAAUCCCUCAAGUUCUUGUCUCUACCACCUGGAGUGCCUGUGGUCUUUCAGCUACGGCACCAUGGAGUGAAGUACAAGUUGGAGGUUCGUCUGCUUUCCCCAAUGAUGCAGGAGAUUGUGUAUUAGUUUUUCAAUUUGAUGGACAUUCUAAAUAUCCACAACAUGAGCUGCGUCAUCCAAUGCCUAUUGGGAUGAUACAGUGGAGGCCUUCAACAGGAAAACCACCAAGUAAGCAUGCUAAGCAUGCCCAGAGACCAAUCUUGUUAACUUGCUGCCUUGAUGGAUCUGUUAGGUUAUGGGGUGAAAUUGAUGAUGGGAGGAUUAGAAGAAAUGUAAAGGAUAAUAGUGACCACAAAGCAAAGUUAUCUUUUUGUGUCCUUUCUGUAAUCGAGGUAAACCAAACACUGAAUGGUAUUCUGGGCUCUGAUGUCUUUGUAAGAUGGGCAAUGGACGUUGAAGGUGUGACUGUUAAUGAUAAAGAAGUAUGCUACUAUUCAUGCUCAGACAAUCUUCAGCAUGAUACAGCUGCUAGAUGCGAGUGGUUGAUUGGUUUUGGUCGAGAAAGGGUGAUAACGAUGUGGGCUAUUCACUGUCUUGAUGAUUUUGCUCCAGUGAGAUUCCCAAGGGUUACUUUAUGGAAGAAGCAUGAUCUAGUCAGCUCUGUAGUGGAACCAAGUCAAUUGCUUAUGCAUAAAGUGUGCAUUAUGAGGACUCAAGUUUCUGGCUCUCCCGCUCUUUGCUCAUUGGUUCAACUGUCACCUUGUAAUUCAUUCUCUUGGUGGCAAUUAUAUUCUCAAACCUCAGCUAGCAUGAAAUUGGAAUCUGCUAGUGACGUUCAUGCCAACAGCUCUUUGGCAGCUUGUGCCAAAGGAGUGCUAGAAGUUGAAGGUCACAUCGAUAAAAUUUUACAGAUUGCAGUUCAUCCGUUUUCUUUUGAAGUUAAACUCGCUGCUUCUUUAGAUAGAAAUGGAAUGCUUCUUUUUUGGUCAUUUUCAACCUUUUUCAAUAGUCAUAUUGGCCAGCCAAUAUCUACACCCUCUUGGAAACUCUGUGGAAAACCUGCUAUUAUCGAUCACUCUCCUAAAUACACGUGCUUGAGUUGGGCCCCCACAGUGCUAGGUGACAGUAAUGUUCUUCUCAUGGGACAUUCAAAUGGCAUUGACUGUUUCUUGGUUAAGGUUUUGAAAAACAAUGAACAGAAGAUCACUUAUCACAAUUUAUUUUCUUUGCCCUUAGUUAUUGAAGGUCAAGAACAAGUGCUAACUAGAAUGAGCUCCAUCCCUUUGCCUUGCAACUGUGAUGGGAACUCCGUUUCUAGUAAAUUUUUGCUUAUAGCAUUAUGGAUGGAUACUUUUAGGGCUUUAUCCUGGGAAAUAACCAUCCAUUGCGAUUAUUCACAAGGGAGCUGUUUGAAUGACCACUGGAAAACAUUUGAAGGUGAUUUUUCUGGUAAGCAGUACUUGGUUGCAGUCGACCCUGCCUCAUCAGUCAUUCCUGUGACUAACAACGAUGACAAGGUUACUAGUUGUGCUGUAGUCUGCCCCAGUGACUUGGUUUCAUCUUCACAAAAGCUGAGUUCUCCCGAUGAGAUUGGCAGCACUUGCUAUGCCUAUCAUAUGAUAACUGGUUGCUUCAAUGGCAGCUUAAAACUGUGGAGGAGCAUGCCACUCGAUUCUUUGAGCUCAGAUAAGAAGUGGGCUCUUGUUGGGGUCCUUACUUCUCAGCAAGGUCCUAUACUAAAUGUCUCUAUGAGUCCCUGUGGCCAAAAGAUUGCUUCUGCCUCCAAAAAUAGUCUAUCAAAAAAUCAUUCUACUACACUUUGCAUAUGGGAAUGCUUGCAUGUCAAAGGUGUGGGCAGCUUCAUGCUGGAAGAUAAACUUUGUUUUGAUGGGGUGAUUGUUGCUUUUAAUUGGUUAAAAAUGGGAAUUGGUCAGCUAUUACUUGCCGUUUGUUCACAAAAUGAUUUGCGGAUAUAUGCUUCACGACGCCGUGGGGGUCAAGGUGAAUUAAAAUCAGAGAAGCCUAUGGAAGAAAAUGCUUGGAUAUGCAUUGCAGCUAAGAGUAAUCUACCUCCUAUUUCUGACUUCCUUUGGGGCCCUAAGGGCACAGCUGUAGUAGUUCACGACAAGUAUUUUAGUAUUUUCAGUCACUUUUUGUCGUUAUCUGAUUACACUGGCUCCCAUGACAUUGUGCACUAUUCAACUUUCACUGAUUCUGAAAAAGCACUAUCAAAAAUUGGAGGCAAAUAUGAGUCGCAGCCCCCUGCAAAGAUGAAAAACAAUGUUGAGAGCUUCCAGUGGUACAGUUAUGCCACCGAAAAAUGUUUCUGGAGCAUGUCAGAAAUAGCCGAAAAGAUAGGAGGAUCUUUGCCUCUAUUUCACCCAGAGGCCCUUUUUAAUAACUUGUGCUCAGGUAACUGGAAACGUGCGUUUAUAGCUCUACGCCAUCUUGCUAAACAUCUUGCUUCUGGCACUUUGUCUGAACAAGGUCAUGGUGCUAAAAUGCCUAGCAGUUUAGUUUCACCAGUUCCCUUGUCAGAUUAUCUUGAUGGGAUUCUUCCACUUCAUUCAAGUGGUAACGUAUUUCAUUGGAGUACAUCCCAACUUCACACGGGUUUAUUUAACUCUGUCCCGGAGGGUGGUUAUGGUGCUCAUAAUUCCACCAUGACUUCAUCGCUGUCCAAAUCUGAAUUUGAUGGCUUCAUUGAAUCUCUUGAGAGUUUGCAUUCUUAUAAUUGCAUAAAUACAGACGAAAAGAUACAGGCCAUUGCACUUGUUGAUCUUCUACGAGAAGUUGGUAAUGCUAACUCAACUUCUGCUUAUGGAAGUCUAGAUGAACCUGGUCGGAGAUUCUGGGUUGCAGUGAGGUUCCAGCAACUAUAUUUUGCUCAAAGAUAUAGUAGGUUGCCUCUGGUGGAAGAGUUUGUUGUCUCUCCAGGACUCAUUGGGUGGGCUUUUCAUUCAGAUUGCCAUGACAAUUUGUUUAAUUCGUUACUACCAACAGAGCCAUCUUGGGAAGAAAUGCGCAGUAUGGGUGUUGGGUUCUGGUAUACAAAUGUAUCGCAGUUGAGGGUUAAGAUGGAAAAGCUGGCUAGACAACAGUAUAUGAAGAAGAAAGAUCCUAAGGCCUGUUUACUCCUUUAUAUUGUGUUAAACAGGCUUCAAGUUUUGGCUGGCCUCUUCAAAAUAAGCAAAGAUGAAAAGGAUAAACCAUUAGCGGGAUUUCUCUUUAGAAACUUUCAGGAAGAUAAACAUAAGGCUGCAGCUAUUAAAAAUGCUUAUGUACUAUUGGGAAAACAUCAACUGGAGCUAGCAGUAGCUUUCUUUUUGCUCGGAGGAGAUGCUUCUUCUGCUGUGACAGUCUGUGCCAAGAACCUUGGAGAUGAACAGCUUGCUCUUGUAAUAUGUCGUCUCAUAGAGGGAUGUGGUGGACCUUUAGAAUGCAAUCUCAUUGUAAAGUUUCUCCUCCCAUCUGCACUAUCAAAAGGCGACUUCUGGAUGGCAAGUUUUCUAGAGUGGCUAUUGGGAAAUUAUCCCCAAUCGUUUUUCAGAAUGCUUGGUGCUGAAGUGGGUUCGGAGGUCAAUAUUUCUGUCCUUUCAUCCUCUCAUACCUGUUUUCUGGAUCCAAGUAUUGGUCAAUAUUGCCUGAUGUUGGCAAACAAAACUAAAUUGAAAAAUGCUGUUGGGGAGCUUAAUGCUGCUAAUCUCUGUCGGUGGGCAUCUCUGAUGAAUAUUACUUCCUUCCGAAGAUGUGGGCUACCUCUUGAAGCGUUGGAGAGCCUUUUGUCAUCUGUGAGCAUAUUUGGUGGCCCUACCCAUGGGAGCUUGACGCAUAACCCAACUGGUGAUCUUCCUGCUGAAUUGACACAACCAUCUGUGUAUGAGAACUCCUCAAACUGGAUGUUGGAAGAGACAUCUUUCCAUAUUAUAUCGUAUUGUAAGUUAUAUUUAGCAUUGCAGUACAUGUCAACCUUGAUGAAAGAACAUCCAAGCUCUUUAGAAAAUGAUAGGCCAUCUUCUUUCAAAGAGGCUAUAAACCUGGAGGUUGACCGUCAGGACUUUGAGAAAUUACUGAAGGAAUUUGAAGACAAGUUGACAGAAGCUAUUACAUAUUUCCAGCAAAAAUUCCUCUUGGUUCCUCUCCAUCUAAUUAAAAUGAUUGUAUUGUCUUUGUGCCAUAAUGGUCUAGACUUUAUUGGACACUACAUAUUACAAGAUUAUGCUCCAAAGUUCCUGUCGCAAGAAAAGAGUAAUCGCCCUGAUGAUUUGUUUUGUUCUCCAUCCAAUCUGUUUAAAGCUACUGAAGAAAUGUUAUCACUGUAUGUGAAAUAUAUUGUUGCCUCUUGCAAAAACUGCUUGAGAUCAACAUAUUUUUCCGUGGAUAGUCUUUCUAGUGAAGGCAGGUUAUGCUGGCUUACUGUGUGGGGUUUGUCAGAUCAGGGCAUGACAGAGACAUUUAUGUGUCUAAGAGCUAUGUUGCAGCUGUUCCUAAGAUCCCAAGCUGUAGAUUUUCAGAAGUUACUUUUAUUUGUUGUCAGUUUGUUUGAAUUCCAUAUACUUUUUGCUACAGCUUGGCUUCAAAAGAAUUUCAAAGCUAUUAUUGUAUCUAUUGGACCUAUUCUGUCUAAUUUACUGGACGAAAGUGGCUCUAAUGGGUUGAAGAUGGAGAAUCUGAAUAAACUUAUUAGUGAGGUUAUGGAGUUGCUAGCUCAUGGUUUAGUGUAUGUUGAGUCAGGACAAAAGCAGGAACCAAGCGGAGCAGUUUCUGAUAACAAGGCCUGGCAUAUCAUCAGUUCUUCUUUUUGGGUGUGCAUGUCUAAAUUCUUGGAACAUCAACUCAGUACAUUGCCUGAAGUACCUGAAGAUUUUUUUUCUUCUGGGCCUCCCCCUGUAUUAGAACUUGAUGGAAAUAAUCUACAGCAACAAGCCAGAUUGACCUCUAGCACUUUGGUUCAGUUUCUCAAGCUCACGUGCUCAGAUAUUUCGUUUUAUUGUUCAAAGCAAUUUGCAACGUACCUACUUCAAGAAGCAAAUACUUUGAACAAAAAUAACCUUUCAUCCUUUGAAAAUGGUCUGUAUCAAUCAGGAGGGGAGAAUAUUAAUCCAAUGAUUGAAUAUCCAAAACCAUUAGACCACGGCAAUGAGUUGCCAGAUCUUGAUAAGUUAAGGAAUAUUUUUGCUGGUUCCGAAAUCCUUCGUGGAACCUUUGAGAAAGAGUAUCACAAUUGGCUACCAUACAUUAAGCAAAAGUCAUCUAGUGGAUGGAGUUAUGCAUAUGCAAGCAUCACAGCAGAGUUCGGAUUAGAGGAAAAUUGGGAUAAAGAAGAUGGAUUUGGUAGUCCUCGUGCAAUUGGAUCACCUUUAGCAUGUACAACCCCAGAUCAUCCUUUUAAAACUUCUGAUGAUAAUAAUACAUGUGACUCAAAGAGGGUGAUGCCUUUCCAAAAUCCUAAAGAAAUAUGUAGAAGAAAUGGAGAACUUUUGGAGGCUCUGUGCAUAAACUCCAUCGAUCAAUCCCAGGCUACACUUGCUAGCAAUAAGAAGGGGAUAGUAUAUUUCAACUGGGAGGAUGGGAUUCCUGAUAGGUAUAAAGCUGAAUGUAUUUGGGGAGAAGCAGACUGGCCGCACAAUGGGUGGGCAGGAUACGAGUCCACUCCAGUUCCUACAAAUGGUUCUUCUGCUGUGGGCUUUGGAAGUAAGAAGGCCACACACCUUGGGUUGGGAGGGGCCACAAUUGGUGCAGGCUCCUUGGUGCAACCAGGAGGAGAAUUAACUGGUGGGGGAGCCUUUGGCAUUCCAGGAUAUGCUGGUAUGGGAGCAUCCAGCCUUGAUUGGGAUCUACAAGAAAGUUUUGAUGAGUUCCUUGAUCCACCUGCAACAAUUGAUAGUGUAAGGACAAGCGCAUUUGCAUCACAUCCAUGCAGGCCUUUCUUCUUGGUUGGUUCCAGCAAUACUCGCAUAUACCUUUGGGAGUUUGGGAAGGGCACAGCUACUGCAACCUAUGGAGUACUUCCGGCUGCAAAUGUACCUACACCUUAUGCUCUUGCCACUGUGUCUGCUGCGCGUUUUGACCACUGUGGACACAGAUUUGUGACUGCCGCAUUAGAUGGAACUGUAUGCACGUGGCAGCUUGAAGUGGGAGGAAGAAGUAACAUUCAUCCUACAGAAUCUUCUGUCUGCUUUAACAAUCAUACUGCGGAUGUUACUUAUGUUACGGCAAGUGGAUCAAUUGUGGCUGCAGCAGGAUACAGCUCCAAUGGGGUGAAUGUUGUUGUAUGGGACACACUUGCUCCUCCAGCUACUUCUCAAGCUUCAAUAAUGUGUCAUGAAGGAGGUGCUCGAUCCCUUGCCGUUUUCGAUAAUGACAUAGGGAGUGGUUCUGUCUCUCCUCUCAUUUUAACUGGUGGAAAAGGUGGUGAUGUUGGGCUUCACGACUUCCGUUACAUAGCUACAGGAAGGACUAAGAAACACAAGCACUUGGAUCCUGGGGAACAUAAUAUGAAUGCUUCAUCUUCUGUUGAUAUGCGUAGCAAAACUGGUGACCAAAAUAGGAAUGGUAUGCUUUGGUACAUACCAAAGGCCCACUCAGGGAGUAUCACCAAAAUUUCUACAAUUCCAAAUACCAGUUUCUUCUUGACUGGGAGUAAGGAUGGGGAUGUGAAGCUUUGGGAUGCGAAGAGGGCCAAGUUAGUAUUUCACUGGCCAAAAUUGCAUGAAAGGCACACCUUCUUGCAACCUAGCUCUCGUGGAUUUGGUGGAGUUGUUCGGGCUGCAGUCACAGACAUUCAGGUUGUUUCUAAUGGCUUCCUUACAUGUGGAGGAGAUGGUAUUGUAAAAUACAUCGGAUUUCAAGGCAAUCCACUGGAGACAACAAAUUAAGAUCCAACUCCAUCGCUGUGCCGUUGUCUCACAUGCAAAGAGGUAUCAGACUUCAUCUCAGCAAUUGAGCACACGUGCAACCGGCAAAGUUAUAGUUCCCUUAUCCACCCAGAAUCUGAACAUUGGCAGCAGUGAUCUUGUUUCCAAACUUGGGCGUGGAGCUAACUCUGAGGUUAAAUGCUGUUAUGAUUUUCUUAACCAAUCUCAGCAUUUCUGCCAUCACACUCUCCAGUUUAAUGGGAACUGAACUAACUGGAUGUGGCCAAAUGACACCAUCAUUCAGUUUUGAGAGAGAUUAUGCAUAAAGUCUAGGUCUUAUGCAUUUGAAGCAAGCCAGCAGAGAGCAGUUGGUUAGUUCUUCUUCAAACAGCAUCUGUUGCAGUAAUUGGCUGGAUGCGACGGGAUAGACUAUGAUGGAGGCUUUGUAUAGUGAUUUUCAAACAUAAAUAGGGCACUUCCUUGUCAAUUGUCAAGUGUGUAUGCAGUGUACAUUAUUACGAAUAGAUCAAAUCAAAUGCGCUUUUUAUUUAUUAA